AUGGAACUGACUGUGGAAGUAGUCUCGGAUGGUCCAUCAGGGUUGUUGCAGAACGGGGGUCAGUUCAUCGCCCUGCUCCUGAAGCUAUUGAAUGUGAAGAAGACUAUAGAGGUCGGCAUCUUCACCGGCUACUCUCUCCUCCUCACGGCUCUUACAAUUCCGCAAGAAGGCAAGAUCAUAGCGAUCGAUGUAGACAGAGAAGCAUACGAGAUCGGAUUACCCUUUAUCAGGAAGCGAGAAAAUGAAAGCAGCUUCGACUUUGCGUUCGUCGAUGCUGACCAGGCAAACCUGAAGAACUAUCACGAGAGGCUACUGAGGCUGGUGAGGGUCGGGGGCGUGAUCGUGUACGACAACACUCUCUGGGGAGGCACCGUAGCCUUGGCCGACCCGUCCUCCUCUCACGAAUUGCGGCAAUUCGCGUGGGAGGACAUGAUCGAGUUCAACAAGAUGAUAGCGGGCGAUCCUCGGGUCGAUACAUCUCAAGUCGCUCUGGGCGAUGGGAUGACAAUCUGCAGGCGCAUCUGUUGA
This is a messenger RNA of Rhodamnia argentea, 528 nucleotides long. RefSeq names its product probable caffeoyl-CoA O-methyltransferase At4g26220. The record is from RefSeq and is a predicted model, not a curated record. The transcript has 4 exons. Gene Ontology annotation, molecular function: O-methyltransferase activity; S-adenosylmethionine-dependent methyltransferase activity. Lineage: Eukaryota; Viridiplantae; Streptophyta; Magnoliopsida; Myrtales; Myrtaceae. Bases 1 to 528 code for a protein of 175 amino acids.